Amphibalanus amphitrite is the source of this 1985-nucleotide messenger RNA. Its product is annotated as zinc finger CCCH domain-containing protein 3-like. Gene Ontology annotation, molecular function: metal ion binding. The record is from RefSeq and is a predicted model, not a curated record. Lineage: Eukaryota; Metazoa; Arthropoda; Thecostraca; Balanomorpha; Balanidae. The transcript is spliced from 7 exons. Bases 1 to 1467 code for a protein of 488 amino acids. Gene Ontology annotation, cellular component: nucleus.
AUGGCCGCCGGCUGCCCCUCUGCCGUCCCGGCGCCGGGCGGCCGCACCCGCCGGCGCUCCCUCUCCCGCUACCGGCUGCUCACGGCAAGGAAACUGGUGCGCCGCCGCUCCAGAGAGGCGGCCCCGCACCCCACCGGUCACCGUGCCGCCGUCUCGCCACGGCCGCUGUCCGCCAGGAAACUGGUCAGCACGCGUCACAAGCUGGUGCGUGUGGUCAGUACUCCGCGCACGCAGCAGCUCGUCGGCAGACACACAGCUAAUGGAGCAGGUACUCGCUCGUGGUCGCCCUCUGUGCCGUCCGGCCGUCCGGCCGUCUCCAGCCGAUACCGCCUGGUCCGCUCCACACCAGCGGCGGCGGCGGCGAUGGCAGUCAGGCCGGUCCUGUCCCAGCACCGCACGUGGAGGAGGAAGAUACUGAAUGUGCCGACCCUACUCUGCAGGAGUGCCGGCAGUCUCCGUCUGGGCUCCACACGGUUCGUUAACAUCGGAGGCCUUCUCUACAAAACUACGGCGAGAAAACUGCAGCGUGCCGUGCCGAAGUCGACGCAGAAGAACGGGGCUGCUGCCACAGGAUCGUCCGCCCGCUCCCCGGGUUGGAUCAGUGUCCGCGGCGCCCGGUUCCGUGUCGAGGCCGGCGGCCGCAGCCUCCGCCGCGUGGACCGCGGUACGCCGGCGCCCCCGCGACUGGAUAUCGGGGGUGUGACCUUCCGACCGGCGGCAGACGGCACACUGACGGCGGACAGUCGCCGCCAGACGAGUCGCACGGUCAUCAGCCGCGCCAAGUCGCGCAGUCUGGCGGUGCUGCGCGGCCCGCUGCGCCUCAGUCGCCAGCCGUGCCGCUUCUUCUGCCGCCUGGGCCGGUGUCGGCGUUACGAGCGCGACCAGUGUCCUCACGUGCACGACCCGGCUCUGCGACCCGUGUGCACCCGUCACCUACAGGAGGGCGGCUGCCGGCGGCCCGGCUGCGCCUACAACCACGCGCCGCGGCCGGAGAAGGUGCCGCACUGUCUACACUUCCUGACGUCCGAGUGUCGCAGGGAGAACUGUCCGUAUCAGCAUGUUAAUGUGGAUGCUGACGCGCCGCUCUGCACCAAGUUUCUGGCCGGUUUCUGCGCCCGAGGACAGCUGUGCACCGACAAGCACCUGUACAUCUGCCCCGAGUUCGGUGAGAAGGGCGAGUGUCCGCGCGGCACCUCCUGUCCGCUAGCACACCGCGCGCGUCGUCACCGGCGACGGAGUCAGUCCGCUAGUACCGCACCCGCCCGGCCGCUGCCCGAGACCACGCCGGUGGCGCCGCCACGCGGCCGCGGCCGGUACUACCUGGGCGACCGGCCGCAGCCGUCAGCGGCAGAGAGCGACUCGGAGACAGAGGAGGAAGAGGAGGUAGAGGGAGAGAGGAGGCCUCGGCCGCCCAUGGCCGAAAUGCCCUCGUUUAUCGCCAUCGCAGAUAGCAGUGACGAGGAGUAGUGAGGGAGUUACUCCCCCGGUGAGGGCGUUACUCCCCAAGUGAGGGGAGUUACUCCCUUAUGUCCGUUCCCCAGUGGCAAACUGGUGUCGAAGCUGGACGAAUAUCACGGAAGAUCCCUAGUAGUAACUAAAUAGCUUAGCGAACUAGCUAGUACGUGGCAUAACAUGCCUCUGAAAACCUAGGUAGUCUUGGGUCUUGGACCAACGACAUGGACGCAAACUAGAGUAGUUAAGUUUAUAGUGAAAGACCCAUGAGUCGGGAGCCUUGGAGGUGUGCGCAGACCUCAAGUAGUUUGUGCGAUAUGUUUAGUACAAUGCAUGCUAAAUCCUUGGUGCUAUUGUUUAGAAUUUGACCCGGUGCCGAUGUGUCCAAGGCUCGAAGUACAACGUGUGACUCUGUGCGGCUGCUUUGGGUGACGUGUGUUUGUGUGUGUGUGUGGGGGGGGGGGCUUCAGAUGUGAUUUGUGUAGUGUGAUCUGUAUUAUUGUAUAUCAAUACAAUUUUCAUACGACCGAGAA